Molecule: messenger RNA, 1377 nt
Organism: Daphnia pulex (common water flea)
Lineage: Eukaryota; Metazoa; Arthropoda; Branchiopoda; Diplostraca; Daphniidae
Product: putative ankyrin repeat protein RF_0381
Exons: 2
Coding region: 250-1377 (375 amino acids)
Biological process (GO): protein localization to ciliary inversin compartment
Cellular component (GO): ciliary inversin compartment
Molecular function (GO): protein binding
Source: RefSeq, a predicted model, not a curated record
UCGAAAAACGAGAUGAAAGUAUUUACUUUUAUCAGUAAAUAGAAUUUACAAGUGCUGUAUAGUACUGUUAUAUAUUUCUCGCUUCAAAUACCACACCCUUGAAUUGAGCGAAAGUAGACACAUUUAAGUGUUUUUGUAAGUUAAUUUGUUAGCUCGUUAUAAGUUAGAUUAUCAUUAUUGUUAGAUCGUAAUAAGGUUUUAGGGAAUUCACAGUAAAUUUUUACGUUACUAGCGAAAGGGAACCCAAUCAUGGAAGAAAUCAGAAAACUGAUACAAGGUGAUAUCAAUGCCAAAGAUGAAAAAGGAUUGACACCGCUUUUACACUUAGCAAAAAGCGAAAAGAUAAGUGAUAAUUUGGUAAAAAUAUUUAGUCUUUUGAUCCAACACGGAGCCAACGUCAAUUCACUUGACAGCAACGGCGAAAAUGCUCUCCUGUUGUGGUGCAAAAAUCGUAGACAAUAUCAAAACAAAAGCUUUUUGGCAAUCCUCAAUCUCUUCGUUAAAAAUGGGAUCGAUGUCAAUUGCAAAGACAUAUACGGAUAUAAUGCUCUCGACUUAUUAUGCGCAUUUUAUAAAAAAGAAAAUUUGAUUGACAUCGCUCGACUUUUCAUUGCAAAUGGCAUCGAUAUCAAUUUCAAAACCAAUAACGGAGAAAAUGCUCUCACCUUAUUGUGCAAAUAUUAUAAAAACGAAAAUUUAAUUGACAUUAUUCGACUUUUCAUCGAAAAUGGGAUCGAUAUCAAUUGCAAAAACAGAUACGGAGAUAAUGCUGUCACUACAUUGUGCCAAUUUUACAAAAACGAAAAUUUAAUUGACGUUAUAACAUUUUUAAUCGAAAAUGGGAUCGACAUCAAUUGCAAAAACAAAUUCGGAGAAAAUGCUAUCACUCACUUGUGCCACUAUUAUCAAAACGAUAAUGCGAUCGAAAUAAUUCAACUUUUCAUUGAAAAUGGGAUCGAUAUCAAUUUCAAAACCAACAACGGAGAUAAUGCUCUCACUACAUUGUGCCAAUUUUACAAAAACGAAAAUUUAAUUGACGUUAUAACAUUUUUAAUCGAAAAUGGGAUCGAUAUCAAUUGCAAAAACAAACCCGGAUAUAAUGCUCUCAUUUACUUGUGCAGGAAUUAUCAACAAGAAAAUUUAAUUGACAUCACUCGACUUUUCAUUGAAAAAAGGAUCGAUGUCAAUUGCACAACCAACAACGGAAAUAAUGCUCUCACUUUAUUGUGCGAAAAUUAUGAAAACAAAAAUGUAAUUGACGUUAUAGCAUUAUUAAUCAAAAGUGGAUUCAAAGUGACUGAAAAAACGCACGACUACUUCCAGAAAAAUUAUAAAGAAACAAAUCGCACCGAAGUCUUGCAAUUACUUCAUGUUUAA